Molecule: messenger RNA, 1530 nt
Organism: Alternaria metachromatica
Lineage: Eukaryota; Fungi; Ascomycota; Dothideomycetes; Pleosporales; Pleosporaceae
Exons: 5
Coding region: 1-1530 (509 amino acids)
Source: RefSeq, a predicted model, not a curated record
AUGCGUCUCACCACCAGUGUCAUCGCUGGCUUCAUCGCCUUCAGUGCCGCUACGCCUGCCGGCCUGGCAGUCAAGCCAAGUUCCAUUGAGGACCCUGUCGAUGCUGUCCCAGCCCAACACACUCCCGUCGUGGACGGAAACUGGCACAUUGGCUGCGACAAGAACAACUACUGCUCCUACUACCAGGGAGGCGACGUGGCUGUUGGCAACACCAACUCAGUGUCUCCUCGUACCAUUGCUCUGUCGGAAGCCUCGUGCAAGCAGUGCUCAACUGAGGACCCUUGCGACACCACCAUCAGCACUUCUGUCGUCACUGUGACCGCCAUGCCUACUUCUGAGGCGUCGAUUUCCGACAUCACCACUACCGUCACGCUUGCUCGUACUGCCGGACCCCCGACGCACACUGGACUGGCCCCUCGCGAUGAGCUAGUCUCCAACGAUGGCGAUGAUCAGUCACCUACUCGUCGCACUGCCUUCAAGCAGUCGGAAUGCUUCCCUUGCAAUGACCAAACUUGCCCAGAAUGCCACGCCGACUGCGCAGAGUGCGACAAGUACCUUUGCAACAACUUAGCCACUCACAUGACGGUGUGCAUGAGCGUCCGUUCCAAAUGGCAGCCCCCGGGCUUCAACGUCUCUGCCUCCGGACCCAGCGAGACCACAACUACCACCGAGACAGUGGUCAUUUCGACCGUCGUUGGCCCCACGUCCUCGCCAGUCGUCACCGUCACCGUGUCCGCCCCUCUUACCAGUACCACUACUGUUGUCGUAGCUCCUCAGAGCUCCCCAUGCACUACGACCACUACUUCGAUACCUGUAGUAACCAGUACUGUGACAGUGGUUACUCAGCGUCCACAGACCAAAACCGUGACAGUUAUUUCUCAGCGUCCACAGACAAGCACUGUGACAGUUGUUGCUCAGCGUCCACAGAUCACCACUGUCGUCGUGACAGCUCCUCAGGUUCAGACCACCACUGUCGUCAUGACAGCUCCUCGGGUUCAGACUACCACUGUCGUCGUGGCAGCCCCUCAGAUUCAGAUUAAUACCGUCACUGUGGAGAAGCCGGCUUCCACCGUAAUCUACCAGCAACCAGGCACCACAUCCAUUGUCACCGGGUGCGAUUUCGCUUGCGACGAAGACCAAGGCUGUGAGCACUUCCUGUGCAAAGACCCUCUCAGCGAAGCGGAGAUCUGCAUAAGCCUCCUAGAGGACGCCGAGGCGUCGAAAGCAUACGACACGUCCAUGGCUUCCGGCGAUUCCCUUGGCUCCGCCGCGAUGCUUCUGGUGCUCGCUGGCGAUGACGCCCCUACUUCCAACACAACGACCACCCAUUUGCAGCCGGCAAUCUCCAACGGAACCCGGCCAGACUUUUCCUUUGCCGAUGAGGAUUGCUAUCUGUGCGAGUCCGGUGAUGAGUCUUGCAACAUGUGCGACUGGCAGUUCACCUGCGGCAUCAAGAAGAAGUGCUUCCACAACGGCGCGCGCGAGGUUGUCGAGUUGUGCUUCGAGAAAGGCGAGAAGUGCCGUCCUUGA